UGCAGUUACUAGAUAUUUCACAUAUCCCUCAAGUAUUCGACUAUUGCCUUGUUGGAUUUUCAUUUCACGACAUCUAAACUUUGCACAUACAUAAGACCUUCUACAGAGCCAUGGUCCCUGAUAAGACGUUCCCCCAACUAUGUCCUCCGAGCAAGAACGCAAAACUAUCAUUAUUCCUCUGAACCUUGGCUCCCCUUCUCAAUAUGAUCAAUCGAUCUUCCCUCUCAUGAAAAUGAAACGAAUGAGCAGCCUAGAUCAAGUGGAUAUAGUUCUUGAAGCUACGAUGGAUGAAUUAUUCAAGAUACAUGAAAUGGCAGGGGAUUUGAAACAAUUAGAAGCAGUCUUCGUGAGUGCCAAGAAGGAAUAUGAUAAGUUAAAGUUGAAGAAAGAAGGGCUAGAAAAUCAAAAGACGUCCUUCAAUCCUCUGAAAGUGUACUCGACAUAUCGUUCUACCCGACUCCUCGCAGUAGCAGGUAAAAAGUUGUAUAAGCAAGCCAGGAGCACAUCUGAAAAAUUGAGGAGGCAGCUACUUUCUGUAAACAGACAAGAUAUACAACCAGUCGAGUAUGCCGACAUACCACCUGACGCUCAAAUUGGUGCCAUUGCUAUUCCAUUAGAAUCGCCACUAGAUGAAUCCACGGCUACGCACUUCACUGAAGCAGCCGAUUUCAUUGCUUCUCAGGUCAAUCUCCUUCCUGACGGCAAUCCGUUUGGAGAUGAUCAAGAAGUGGAAGUCUCAGCCUUUGAUUCUGGAACUCCCGAAACCGAAGCCAAAUCAUCGGCCGGCUCUCGUUCAUCUGGAGCAUUCUCGGGACAGUGGUCUGGCAAUGAUUAUUUCGUCUUCAAUAACAGCAACGUUGCCUCGAGAUCAUCCAUUCAAUCGCAGACUCUUAACCACGGCGGGUCGCAUAAUCAAGGAUCGUCUCCUCGCUAUUGACGCCGCCGUUGUUAUUGAGCGAAAAACAUUAUAUAGGCUCUGACUUGCAGUGGUUUUGGUUUUGGUUUUAGAUAUCGUAGCACAAUUCAUAAAAUGAUCGUAAGAUUCUCAUGGCGUUGAAUAGUAGUCGACGAAUAUUUUUGUGUUGGUCCCUCUUUAUCGCUGUGCGCUCAAGUCUCAGCAAUAAUGUUUUACCACCAAAUCUACUUUUUAUGCCCCGCGACAUUAAUACACGAUCUUUCCGCGUUACUUCUCUCCUUAUUUCCCUCCAAACUGUAUUAGUCAGGAGUUUCGACUGCCCUUAUCAGUUAUUGACGGAAGGAUUGGAAGUUGUACUGAUUGUUG
Messenger RNA from Suillus bovinus, 1282 nucleotides. RefSeq lists its product as uncharacterized. NCBI's taxonomy places the organism in Eukaryota, Fungi, Basidiomycota, Agaricomycetes, Boletales, Suillaceae. The coding region runs from base 140 to 937 and encodes 265 amino acids. The record is from RefSeq and is a predicted model, not a curated record. The transcript is spliced from 5 exons.